GCUGUGAGUAUGCCACUGCACUCCAGCCUGGAUACUGUUGCCAUAUGAAGUUGACCAUGGCAGAAGAAGAAGACUAUAUGUCUGAUUCUUUCAUUAAUGUCCAAGAAGAUAUCAGACCAGGAUUGCCAAUGCUAAGGCAAAUCCGAGAAGCCCGUCGAAAAGAAGAAAAGCAACAGGAAGCUAAUUUGAAAAACAGGCAGAAGAGUUUAAAAGAAGAAGAACAAGAAAGACGUGACAUUGGAUUGAAGAAUGCACUAGGCAGUGAAAACAAAGGGUUUGCUCUGCUCCAAAAGAUGGGUUAUAAAAGUGGUCAGGCUCUUGGAAAGAGUGGAGAUGGUAUUGUUGAACCGAUUCCUCUCAAUGUCAAAACAGGGAAAAGUGGCAUUGGCCAUGAGACACUUUUAAAACGGAAAGCAGAGGAGAAAUUAGAAAACUACAGAAGGAAGAGCCACAUGAAACACCAAGCUGAAGAAAAAGCUGCAGAACAGUUUCGAAUGCGACUUAAAAGUAAGCAAGAUGAAAUGAAGCUAGAAGGAGAUCUUAGAAGAAGCCAGCGAGCCUGUCAACAAUUGGAUACUCAGAAGAAUAUUCAGGUUCCCAGGGAGGCAUGGUACUGGUUGAGGCCUGAAGAGGAAACUGAGGAAGAAGAGGAGGAAGAAAAAGAAGAGGAUGAAGACGAAUAUAAGAGUGAAGACUUAAGUGUACUGGAGAAAUUACAAAUACUGACUAGUUAUCUAAGAGAAGAACAUCUGUAUUGUAUUUGGUGUGGAACAGCUUAUGAAGAUAAAGAAGACCUAUCUUCCAAUUGCCCAGGACCGACUUCUGCAGAUCAUGACUAAGAUUAUUCACAAUAAAGUGGAAACUUGAAAAAUGUUAAUGUUUCCUAGAGACAGACAGUUCAGCAGUUAGAAAUCCCAAAUUUUUUUAUGCCAGUAAAGAAAGAGGACCUUUAUAUCAUGUUUUGUUCUUUUUAUACUUUAAAAGUACAUCAUUUGUACUUUAGAAUGUAAUUGUUCACUGAUUUGAAAAAGUAAUGCAGUGUUAUGUCCGAACACAAAUAUUAUAGGCAGUUACAAUUUAUGGCUGUAUUGUGAAGCUUCUGGGGUUUAAGGACUCCAGCAGGGAACUCUAAUUCCCUCUUCACUUGGGAACAAAUUGAGAAAUAAGACAUGGGAGUCAGAGGAAGAGAAGACUGUCAGCUAUCAGUGCUGAAGCUGGAAUAGAGAACAAGUUUGACAUUUUCUCCAAAUCAGACUCCCUACUGUUUUUCUCUGAUUGGAGAGGACUGCAGGCCUCUGUCUUGUUGGGCCUGUAUUCUGAGACCAGUUCGCUUUCAAGAUUAGGGAAUCACCGGGCU
Carlito syrichta (Philippine tarsier) is the source of this 1357-nucleotide messenger RNA. RefSeq names its product G-patch domain containing 11 (gene GPATCH11). Gene Ontology annotation, cellular component: kinetochore. The coding region runs from base 45 to 839 and encodes 264 amino acids. The transcript is spliced from 9 exons. Gene Ontology annotation, molecular function: nucleic acid binding. The record is from RefSeq and is a predicted model, not a curated record. NCBI's taxonomy places the organism in Eukaryota, Metazoa, Chordata, Mammalia, Primates, Tarsiidae.